AACCUUGCCCUUGGUGCUUGCAGCUUGGUCUAAAAGACAGACACUGCGCUUAUGAUUUUGGUUUUUUAUCGAUUUAUGGCGAUUUUUAAGUUAAAAUAUGCGCAGGAUUAAAGGUACGAAUGCUUUAAUCCGAAUGAAAAAAGAAAAGGAGCGUAGAAUUUUUCGAAAUUGAAUAUCGAUCAUCGAAACCCAAACACAGCAGCGCGAUGGUGGCGGAACCUGGCAGAACUUACCAGCAACAACGCGAAAUGAAAAUGAAACCAAUGAAACAAGCAUGAAUUGUCCCCCAUUUUCCGCGUAGUCGUGUGUUUAUGCAGCUUGCUGUGGUGCAGUGCGCUUGACAGUGUUUGUUUUGUCCACUUCCGUGUAGAUUAAUCGCCGCUGAACUCGAGUAUGGUGAGCAAACCUCGGCUAGGCCGGGAUUCGCUCACGGAUCUACACGGCCCGCCAACGUCAAGAACGAGCUUCCUCGAAACGACGCCCGAUCGGCCCGAGCCGCGAGUGAUCGCGCCGACGGAACCCCCCGCCGAACGACAGUAGGCCGUCCGUGACCAUGGCGAUCGCGUGCAGCGACCGCAAGUUCUUCUGCCAGGCCGUGCAGCACCUGGCGCGGUCUCUGGCCUGCAUGCAGCCGACGCCCCCUUCGAAGCUGGACAGCCUGCUGCGUCUGUGCCCGCAGGAACUGCCGCAGGGCAACUUCCGGAUCGAUCAGCGCGGGCAGGACGCCGUCAUCGCGACGGGCAUCUACUUCCUCGAGUCGGGCUUCCAGGCCAAGGACAAGAUCGUGCCAUACCUGCUCCGACUGCUCCGCGGCCUCGGCAAGGCGGUGUGGCUCGACGAAGUGCGCCACAGCGACCAGGAGCGCAUCCCCGUGUGCGAGCGGUUCGCCUUCUGCCUGGCGACCCUUCUGAGCGACAUCGCCUACCUGUGCGAGGAACUCCGCGAGGAGAUCAUCAGCGCCCAGAUCGACUUCCUCGCGGUGCUCGUCAACAUCUGCAAGAGCUUCGCCGACGCGCAGACUCCCCGGGGCAGCACGGGCAAGGUGACGCUGUGCCGGUCCAUCGUGCCCCUACUGAUCGGCACGGCUCGGGCCGUGGGACGCGCCAAAGCGUCGGCGCCGCCGCUCUUCUGCCAGAUCUUCCCCCCGCCGGAGAAGGUUGUGCUUUCCACCGAGGACGCCCCUAGACAGCGGAGCAGCAGCAGUUCGGGCAACACGCUGCCCAAGCGCCGGACCUUCAACAACUUCCGGCCCAUCAUCCCGUGCUCUCUGUCGGAGCUGAGCCAGCUGGCGCACGGCCGAGACAAGUCUUACGAGGACGAUGACGAGGUGUCCAGGAGGUCGUCGGUGCAGAGCCAGUCUUCCGUCAGCUACGACGCCACCACCCACUUCUUCAGCAAGUACGGCUCCAGCUACUCGCAGAUGCAAGGCACACCCAAGAUCCAGAACCCGCUGAUGCUCUCCAUCAGCAAGCUGCAGGCCAUCCUUGGUGUCACCAAGAAGCUUCUCGUCAAGGAUCUCUUGCAUUUCUUGGACACUCAAGCUGCGGAAGUGUACAGCUCGGGGCAGUUGAAGGUCUUCCCCUACAAGUCGUUCAGCGAAGUUCUCAACCUGGUGAUGCUUGUGCUGCUGCAAGAGUUGCUGUGCCAUCAGACAGGGCACCCGGCCCCUUUCACGAAAGACGUCCAGGAGUUUGUGAAAGUGCUGUUUCUGAACGGGCAGACGGAACUGCAGAGCAAGAACCAUGAUGCAAGCGAGCGGGAAGACAGGGAGUCCAACUAUACCACUGCCAACCGCUUCAAGCUGAAUGUCCAAGCCAAUGCCGCUUGCGUCGACUUGCUCGUCUGGGCCACGAUUGAUGAGAAUGGGGCGGAGACCUUGUGCACAUACUUGUACGAAAAAAUCCACACUCCUUGCAACCUCAAGCUAGCCUUGGGACAUAUGCCACUGUUGCUCGUUUGUCUCGAGGGAUUUGGCAAGCUAGCCGAGAAGUUCCCCAACAUUGCGCAGACCAGCAUCUCUGCUCUUCGAGACUUCUUGGUCAACUCUUCUCCCAUCCUGACAAAGCUCCAUUUCCAGAACAGCAAUCUGGCAUCCAGGUCUGGAGGAGCAGGAGCCACAGGCAUCAGUGUUGCAGAGUCCUCACAGGUGAACAACAAGACUGCCACCCUGUCUUCUUCUGCAGUGGCCUAUGAGAAGCUUCGCGACACGGCCAUUGAGAACUUAUGUCGAGCCCUGAAGGUUGGACUGCAGCUGGACCCCGAGUGCGUACAAGCCUUUCUUGCGUCAGUCUCUAACCGACUCUACCAAGCAGAGACCAAGGACCCCGAGCCAGGACUGGUGGCCACCAAUACAAUCCUCGCCUUGGGUCAUGUCGCUGUGGCGCUAAAAGACACCCCCAAGACCACUAAGUCCAUCUUGCAGUUUUUCCAACAGAAGUUCUGCCAGCCUGCAUCCCCCCUCGACUCACUCAUCAUCGAUCAGCUGGGCUGCAUGGUGAUAGCAAAAGUGGACCAUACUGUGUACGAGGAGGUGAUGAAAAUGUUUGCCAUGAUCACUGUGGAGUCCAGCUCUGCGUAUAACGUGGGAAGCGUUGAGGACAGGAAGCAGGGCUACCGCCAUGUCUCCCUGGCUGUCAUCAAUGCACUGGCAAAUGUUGCAGCCAGCUUACAAGGAGAGGAAGACCAGCUAGAGCUCCUAGGGACUCUGCUGGAACUAUUUGUCCAGUUGGGGCUGGAGGGCCGGAGGGCCAGCGAAAAACAGACUGCCCUCAAGGCUUCCAGCAGUGCUGGAAACCUAGGGGUCCUCAUCCCAGUGAUUGCCGUGCUCAUCCGACGCCUCCCCCCAGUCAUGGACCCUAAGCCCAGGCUGCACAAGCUGUUCUGGGAUUUUUGGCUCUACUCUGUGGUCAUGGGGUUCACCUCGGAGUCAGGGUUGUGGCCCCGGGAGUGGUAUGACGGUGUGCGAGAGAUUGCUGCCAAGUCUCCUUUGCUGGUCUCCAAGGAGCACUUACGUUCGGUGCUGCAGUACAACUCGGCUAUCCGCAAUGACACAGUCUCUUUGGGGGAGCUCCAAGAGCUCAAGAACCAGAUCUUGAAGCAGCUCAAGUCUGAACACUCACAGGAUGUCAGCGCUGUGGUUAACAAGCUCAACUUUUCUCAGUGUACCUACCUUCUCUCAGUCCUUAGGCUGGAAACUUUAAGGGUGCAGAACCUACAUGGGGAAAACAACUUUCAGAACAUGAUGAAGUACAUGGAGUUCUCAACAAUCCAGAAAGACAAGGCAGGCAUGUGGCAGUGUAUCAUGGCUGUUGCAGACAAGGUCUUCAUGGCCCUCCUGGAUGUCAUGUCCAACAAGCCCAAGAAGAAAGAAAGGGAUGAAGAGUUGGAGAAGCAUGCUACAUUCCUCCUCCUUAAGUUCAACCACCCUCAGAAGCAGAUUCGGCGUGUUGCAGACAAGUACCUUUCUGCCCUCGUGGACACAUUUCCACAUCUCCUCUGGAGUGGAAAGGUACUGUGGACAAUGUUGAACAUCCUCCACGUUCUUGCCAAGUCUCUCGAGCUAGAUCCUAAUGAGCUCAUCUCAGAUCUUCCGGUUCCGGGGACGCCAUAUGUCCUAACCCUUACAGACACGCUCGAGGCAAGGGAGAGCAUUGUCCAGGACUUUGCAGCACGGUGUCAGGGUAUCGUACAAGAGGCGGUCAAGUGGGCACCCAUAAUCACACGCUCCCAUCUUGAAGAGUACCUAGCCUGCUACUCCUACACUGCAGAUGGUCUCAUUCAGCACAGUGGGGUCGCUUUAGCAAUAGAGAGUGUACUCCAAUUUGCAGGACUCAACACUUAUUCAGCACCAUUGCCACUGUCCACGCUGGACAAGUGGCCCACUUGUGUCAAGAACAACUGCUCAGAAUUUGUUUGCUCGAUGGGUCUUCGGUGCCGUUUUGCGGGAGAGAUAACAGGCUUGUUAAUGGGUGCUGAAGACAUUGAUGCCAUGCACAAAGAACUCUCAUCUCGUCUUCUUAAUCAACUAAAGUCCAGCUGGGAGAAAAAGGAUGAGCACAUCCACAAAGAGUGUAUCUUUAGGGUCUGUGCACUGCUAAUCCAUAAAUCUGGAACUGACAGAGCACUACUGCAUGCUCUGUGCUGGUCUCCAGUUGAGCUCUUCACAGAUGAAGUGGUGAGAAGCACGGUGUCUUGCUGGCAAUGGCUUCUCGCUGCCAGGCCUGACCUGGAACUCCAGUUUCUGCAAGAAAUGUCUGCAGCAUGGCACAUGACUGUGGACUUGAAGCUUGGCCUUUUUUCCGAAGAUCCACCAUAUUUGGAUCCUUCUGCAAGUCACGAAGGACAAGCCCUGGAGCCAAACCCACCCUUUGUAGCCCCACAUACCAUCUGGGUGCGGUUUCUUGCAGAACGCAUUGAGACCGCCAAAUACAGCAGCCUUGAUCAGGUUGAGAUCUUUGCCCACAUCCUUCACCGAUCUUUCUCGGUCAGUAUCGGGCAGCGGAACAACCACUGCUGCCGCCACGUUGCAGCCGUAGGCACACAGUUCCGUUUGCUGACAGCUGGCCUUUCGUUGCUCCAGGGAGAUGUCCUCCCACAAGGAAUCGGGAAAAGCGUGCUCCGGGAACGCAUCUAUUCGGCAGCUCUUGAUUACUUCUGUGGACCUCAAAUGUGCCCUACUCAGCAAGGGGCCGAUCUUCGCGAUGACAUAAACGUUCUCGUCAAAUUCUGGUCAGCCGUUCAUGCGGACAAAAAGUACCUCAAAGCCACCACUAUCUCUGAUAUCUGGGAGACCAGUACCCAAAGCAACUUGUCGGUAAUCAUGAACCAAGACUUGCGUGGCAGCACAGAAGUACUGCAGUCACGGUCCACUCCAACAGGCUGGAUCAACACCGUUCCAUUGAGCAGCAACAUGUCAACAAUCUCGAGGCGGUCGUCAGCUGGAAGGGGGUCCGCAGCAAAGGACCCGUCUACAGAAGUCUUCAUCAAGGACUACCUGAAGAAGCGCAAUUUGAUCCUCGGACUCCUAGCCGUUGAGAUCGAGUUCCUCAUCACCUGGUACAACCCCUUGUCUACCUGGGAGCGUACCAUCACCGGUGAAGAUGUUAUCGCCACCUGGAGAAGCCAGCCAGUCACCGACCGAACCAUGAGGGAAGUGGCUAGGCUCUCCUGGGAAACGUCUCCGACCCUCGCCAUCUACAUCCCGUGUCGCUUCAAGACGUCUGACACCAUUGUUGCCGAGGUGUCACGGCUGGUCCAGCAGAAUCCUACAGUGGUGUGCCAUCUGCCAGAGGCUCUCCAGUAUCUUACAACUCCAGAGAGUGUGCUCAGCGACCAGAUGGAACUCAACCACAUGCUCACUUGGGCUCGUGUGUCCCCCAUCAAAGCGCUCGCCUACUUUUCGAGGCAGUUCUCACCACACCCAAUCACCGCUCAGUACGCAGUUCGCGUGCUCGGAUCCUUCCCACCCGACACGGUGCUGUUCUACAUUCCGCAGCUCAUGCAGGCAGUUCGCUACGACUCCAUGGGCUACGUGACAGAGUUCAUCAAGACUGCCGCCAGCAAAUCACAACUGCUUGCGCAUCAGAUGAUCUGGAACAUGAAGACCAACAUGUACUUGGACGAAGAGGGUCACCAGCAAGAUCCUGACCUCUUUGAACACUUCGACAACAUCAUGCGGCACAUCACCGGCCCCCUCUCGGGUCCUGCCAAACAGUUCUAUGAACGCGAGUUUGACUUCUUUCAGAAGAUCACUUCGAUCUCGGGAGAAAUAAGGGUCUACCCCAAGGGAGCAGAACGAAAAAAAGCGUGCCUCACCGAACUUGCCAAAAUUGCCGUUCAGCCUGGUUGCUACCUGCCCUCGAAUCCGGAGGCAGUGGUCGUGGAUAUUGACUACAAGUCGGGCACGCCAAUGCAGAGUGCUGCGAAGGCUCCUUUUCUAGCCCGUUUUAAGGUCUCACGUUGUGGAAUCAAAGAGCUCGAGUCCAAGGCAUUAAGUAUCUCGCAGACAAGCAUGCCUCAGAUGAAUGCCGCCCACGAAUAUUGGCAAGCGGCGAUAUUCAAAGUCGGUGACGACGUCCGACAGGACAUGCUGGCCUUGCAAGUGAUUGCGCUUUUCAAGAACAUCUUCAACCAUGUCGGUCUUGACCUGUAUUUGUUCCCGUACCGCGUUGUGGCCACAGGACCCGGUUGUGGCGUCAUCGAGUGUGUGCCCAACGCCAAGUCGAGGGACCAGCUUGGUCGACAGACCGACAUCGGCAUGUACGAGUACUUCAUAAAAAAGUAUGGCGACGAACAAACCCAGGCGUUCAGGGAAGCGCGCCGUAAUUUCAUCAAGAGCAUGGCAGCGUACAGUGUCGUCGGCUUCCUGCUUCAGAUCAAAGACCGCCACAACGGCAACAUCAUGCUGGACACUGACGGGCACAUUAUCCACAUCGACUUCGGGUUCAUGUUCGAGAGCUCGCCCGGUGGGAACCUGGGAUUCGAACCGGACAUCAAGCUCACCGACGAGAUGGUCAUGAUCAUGGGCGGCAAGAUGGAAGCCGCCCCUUUCCGCUGGUUUAUGGAACUCUGCGUGCAGGGCUACCUUGCCGUGCGCCCCCACCGGGAGGACAUUGUCACCCUGGUGUCUCUAAUGCUGGACACGGGCCUGCCCUGCUUCCGGGGCCAGACUAUCAAGCUGCUGCGUGCACGCUUUGCGCCCCUGGCCGCCGAGAAGGAGGCUGCCGCCUACAUGCAGAAGAUCAUCCGCGAUUCCUUCCUCAACUUCAGGACGCGCACCUAUGACAUGAUACAGUACUACCAGAACCAGAUUCCCUACUGAACUGAGUUUGUUGCAUUUUGCGAAUGCAUGACUAGUUUGGUUCUUAGAGAUUGGCUUAUGCAUGGUGUGUAGUCACGCGUGAGCAAAGCACACGAUGUGUAGUUUUAUACGUGCUAAUCGAAAUCUGGGCACAGCGUUUGAGUGUGCAUUUAGUGUUUUGUUUGGCUAAAGUCACAAGCAAAAGUGUAUUGGGCCACUCGCAUAUGUAAGCUGUUGCAUGUUGUAAGCUUACUAGGUCUUGUUGCAUGUUCAGGAAUGGGCAGAUCAAAUGAGAUUCACAGAACAUUGUGUGCAUAUGUAAUGUUGCUUAGGUUGCUUAAUUUUGCCAUACGCUAAUAUGUGUACCCCGUCUGCAGUGUGGCUUGGCUCUUGAACUUUAAACUGCAUGUAUGUUGAAGCACGUGUCUGUCUUUUACGAUAUGAUUGGUCAGAUGUCACAAUGUUUACAUUCUAUGGUUUAUCGGAAAUGCCUUGUUUCAUUCUUGUAGCAGUGUUACUAAAUCCUGCCUUUUGUUUUGCCCCCAAUCCAUAUUUAUAGGAGCUUAAUAUUCUUGGUAAUGUGUGUACGAUUAUAAUGUCUGUGUAUUUUUGAAAUAUGCACUAUGUAGGCAUAUACUGAAGCUUGUCAAGGAAGUGUGAGGGCACUGUGAUAAUUUGCCCCAUUGUCUAGAAGGCGCUGAGACUAUCUAAUACGCUAAUGUUAUGUAUGGCGCAAUCCGUGUGUGCAUUGUAGAGCGCCAAAAUAUAUAUGGAUGUUAAUAAAAGAGUAUUGUAGCAAAAAA
Messenger RNA from Ixodes scapularis (black-legged tick), 7602 nucleotides. RefSeq names its product phosphatidylinositol 4-kinase alpha (gene Pi4KIIIalpha). Gene Ontology annotation, biological process: phosphatidylinositol phosphate biosynthetic process; phosphatidylinositol-mediated signaling. The transcript has a single exon. Gene Ontology annotation, cellular component: plasma membrane; cytoplasm. Gene Ontology annotation, molecular function: 1-phosphatidylinositol 4-kinase activity. The record is from RefSeq and is a predicted model, not a curated record. NCBI's taxonomy places the organism in Eukaryota, Metazoa, Arthropoda, Arachnida, Ixodida, Ixodidae. The coding region runs from base 554 to 6820 and encodes 2088 amino acids.